Lipotes vexillifer (Yangtze River dolphin) is the source of this 1125-nucleotide messenger RNA. Its product is annotated as C2 calcium-dependent domain-containing protein 4A. The record is from RefSeq and is a predicted model, not a curated record. NCBI's taxonomy places the organism in Eukaryota, Metazoa, Chordata, Mammalia, Artiodactyla, Lipotidae.
AUGUGGUGCCUGGAGCGGCUCCGCUUGGGACCCGAGCACCUGCUGCGGGCCAGAAACCGGCUUUUCCAGGAUCAGGCCGGCCGAGCCACUGCUCUCAGGCCCUCCCGGUGCGAAGUGCUCACCCCGGACCGCAUCCCCGAGUUCUGCAUCCCCCCGCGACUCGCGCCCUGCCCGACCCUGGCUGCAAUCCAAGACACCAGGGGCGAAAAAGCAGGGACAGACGACGGCGCGGGGCGCACGGACUGGGACCCACGCUCGCAGGCUGCGCUCUCGCUGCCUCACCUGCCCCGAGCACGUACAGCCUAUGGCUUCUGCGCCCUGCUCGAGAGCCCGCACACCCGCCGCAGGGAGUCGCUCUUCCUCGGGGCCUCGGGCACCGCCCCGCUCCUGCCCGCGCCCCGCCCCCGGGCCCGCACCUUCGGAGGCGGCGGCGGAGACGCCCCCCUCGCGCCCCCGGGAAGAGUCCCUGCUGUGCCCCCGGCGGCCCUCGGCGGCUCCCGCCCGCACCUGGACACGCUCACUCUCCGACCACGCGGCAGCCGCCUCCUGCGCGCUCCCGAGGGGCUGCUGCGCUGCGCGCUGCGGGCCCAGAGGACCAGCGGCCUCGCCAGUGCCCGCUCCGUCGCCAGCGGGGACGGGGACGACGACGACGACGAGCGCGGCGCCGGCUCCCUGUCCCCGGCUCAGGCCCCCGCCACGUCCACUCCGCCGCCCCGCGACCCUCGGCCCGAGCGCCUGGAGGCCGAGGGCACCGUGACUCUGGACCGCGCCGGCGGCGCCCUGCGCCUGGCGGCCGAGUACAGUCGGGGCAGCGGGCGCCUCCGCGUCCGGCUGCUCCGCGCCGAGGGCCCGGCCGGAGGGGCCGCCGAGCCCCGCGCCCCCGUCGGCUGCCGCGUCAGCUUCGUCCUGCAGUCGCCGGGCCAGACGCGCCGGCCGCGGGGCGCCGUGGUCCGGCGGAGCCGCCGGGCGGUCUUGGAGCAGGACUUGUGCUUGGACGGGCGCUCGGAGGACGAGGUGCGCCGCCUGGCCGUGCGCGUCAAGGCCGAGAACCGGGGCCGCGGGCUGGAACGGGGCCGCCUGCUGGGCCAGGGCGAGCUGCUGCUGGGCCCCCUCCUGCUCCUCUGA